GACAUUUCCGCGGCCACCCAAUUAUCAAACCCUCAGAAAUUCGCAUUGCGUUUUCGUCUUCUUCAAGCUUUGUAUCACACGUGAAUCUUCAACAAUGGCUGUAUCAUCACUCGCCCUGAAGCGCCUCCUUUCGUCCGGCGUCCUCUCUAGGUCCCUCCGUACCGUUCGUACGGUGUCUCUGCCAGCAUCGUCGCGCCUUUUCAAUACGAACGCCGUUCGCGAGUACGAUAGCGACGACAGCGACGUCGACGGCGGCGAUCGCCGGCGCCCCGAGAUCCGUGUCUUCUCUCCAUUCUCCGGUGUGUUUGAUCCAUUCUCAGCAAGGAGCAACUUUACUCAAAUACUGAACAUGAUGAACCAAUUCACGGAAUCCCCUGUUUCCGCCUCCGCCUUUCGCCGGAACUGGGAAGCAAAGGAAACCGGCGAAGGUCUCCACCUUCGAAUGGAUAUGCCUGGAUUGGGGAAAGAAGAUGUGAAGGUUUCUGUAGAGCAGAACACACUUGUUAUCAGAGGUGAGGGCAAUAAGGAAUUCGAGGAAGAUGGAUCUGGCCGGAGGUACACCGGCAGAAUCGAUCUACCGGAGAGAAUCUACAGGACAGACGGUAUCAAGGCGGAGAUGAAGAAUGGAGUUCUGAAAGUUUUCCUUCCUAGAAUCAAGGAAGAAGAGAGGACUGAUGUUUUCCAAGUUAAUGUUGAGUGAUGCUUUUGGUUUAUGUUGUUUGGGUUUACCACUAAUUGCAAUUAGUAGGAUUUGAACUGUUAAUUAACAUGAAAAUUAUAUAUGAGAUAAUGUGUUUAGCUGCUGAAUUAUUUAGCAUAAAUAAUCUGUUACUUACUUACUGUUCA
Erythranthe guttata (spotted monkey flower) is the source of this 846-nucleotide messenger RNA. Lineage: Eukaryota; Viridiplantae; Streptophyta; Magnoliopsida; Lamiales; Phrymaceae. The record is from RefSeq and is a predicted model, not a curated record.